Molecule: messenger RNA, 318 nt
Organism: Pichia kudriavzevii
Lineage: Eukaryota; Fungi; Ascomycota; Pichiomycetes; Pichiales; Pichiaceae
Exons: 1
Coding region: 1-318 (105 amino acids)
Biological process (GO): tetrahydrobiopterin biosynthetic process
Molecular function (GO): 4-alpha-hydroxytetrahydrobiopterin dehydratase activity
Source: RefSeq, a predicted model, not a curated record
AUGAAACUCAACGCACUACAGAUCAAGACACUUGUAGCUGCGGUGCCCAAGUGGCAGUUUGUUCCAGCAAUUACAGACAACGCAUGUGAUAAGCUUACCAGGAAAUAUCAGUUCAGAAGCUUUGAAGAGUCCUGGUGUUUCCUCACACGUGUGGCUAUGAAAUCCCAUAAACUGGGGCACCAUCCAUUGAUAAAGAAUUUGUACAAUGUUGUUGAGCUUGAAUUAACUACCCAUGAUGUACAGGGCUUGAGUGAACUUGAUUUCAAAAUGGCCAAAUCGAUAGAGAAAGCUGCUAAUCAAUUGGGGGUCAAAGACUAG